Molecule: messenger RNA, 1561 nt
Organism: Styela clava
Lineage: Eukaryota; Metazoa; Chordata; Ascidiacea; Stolidobranchia; Styelidae
Product: GDP-Man:Man(3)GlcNAc(2)-PP-Dol alpha-1,2-mannosyltransferase-like
Biological process (GO): protein N-linked glycosylation; dolichol-linked oligosaccharide biosynthetic process
Cellular component (GO): endoplasmic reticulum membrane
Molecular function (GO): GDP-Man:Man(3)GlcNAc(2)-PP-Dol alpha-1,2-mannosyltransferase activity
Source: RefSeq, a predicted model, not a curated record
AACCUUAUUCUACAAAGUUAAUUAUGCAUUUGGUAAACUUGCUUGUCAUGAUGUCAACUAUCAGUUUGAUUAUUGCAGCAACUUCCUGCAUAAUAUUCCUUUUCGGCAUCUAUUUAUUGAAGUUUUAUACAAGAUUGAAGAAAAGGAAGCAAUCCGCCCAAUCCAUGGAUAAGAUCACAAUUGGAUUUUUCCAUCCAUAUUGCAAUGCUGGUGGAGGUGGUGAACGAGUACUUUGGUGUGCUGUGAGAGCUUUACAAAUAAAGUACCCAGAUAUUCGUUGCAUCAUUUAUACUGGUGACUAUGAUGCAUCUCCUGAAGAUAUUUUAUCACAUGCUAAAGAAAAGUUUAACAUUGUCCUGCCCAAAAAAGUUGACUUUAUAUUUCUUCAUAAAAGAUCUUGGGUUGAAGCAAUACAUUAUCCCGUUUUCACACUAAUGGGUCAAAGCCUGGGUUCUAUGCUUCUUGCUUAUGAAGCAAUCAAUUCAUAUAUACCUGAUGUAUUUAUUGACAGUAUGGGAUAUCCAUUUUCAUAUUUCAUUUUUAAAACAAUAGCGGGUUGCAAAGUAGGAUGCUAUGUCCACUACCCAACAAUAAGCACAGAUAUGCUAAGUUUGGUUUCAGACAGAACUGGCUCUUUCAACAACCGGGCUAUAAUAGCCAAAAGUGCAGUUUUGACCAAUUUCAAAUUGAUGUAUUACUGGUUCUUUGCAUGGUGCUAUGGAUGUGCUGGUGCUCGCUCAGAUGUGGUCAUGGUGAAUUCGAGCUGGACGAAAGGUCAUAUUGAAGUAUUGUGGGGUGCAAAAGACGAUCGCCCUAUUGAUAAAAUAUUUCCUCCUUGCGAUAUAAAAGCUUUCUUGGAAAUUCCACUGCAACGGUCUUCCAAAAACAAAAUAAUAUUGUCAAUAAGUCAAUUUCGACCUGAAAAAAAUCAAGCUCUUCAGGUAAAAUCUUUUGCUCGCUUUUUAUCAACUAAGCCAGUUGGCACACGGCAGGAGUAUCAGCUUGUGUUAGCUGGAGGUUGCCGUAAUCAAGGGGAUGAAAAACGAGUUCAAGAGUUGAAAUCUUUGGCAAAACAGUUGGGAAUCUCGGACAAUGUCUGCAUCAAAGUUAAUAUAUCAUUCACAGAACUCAAAGAAUUAUUAUCUUCAUCACAAAUCGGCAUACAUACUAUGACGAAUGAACAUUUCGGAAUUGGUGUUGUUGAAUUUCAGGCAGCUGGAGUUAUAGCUUUAGCUCACAAUUCAGGCGGACCAAAAAUGGAUAUUGUUGUAGGAGAAAGAAAUCAGAAGACCGGAUUUCUUGCUGAAACUGUGGAAGAAUACGCGAAAGCAAUUGAAAACAUAUUCAAUCUUUCACCAGAAGAAAAGACAAGGGUGGCAAUGAAAGCGAGAGAAGCUUGUGAAAGAUUUAGUGAGGGCCAAUUUGAGGCUGAUUUUUUACAAACAAUGCAUAGAUUAUUGGAAACUUAGUUUAUUGUUUAUCACUUUAGUGAUGUUUUUGCACCCAAACUGCAGUUGUUUAUAUACAAUAUUAUGCAAUAAAAAAUAGUUAUGAAAUCUUG